UUUUAUUUUCAUCGGGCUCGCGAUUCGUUAUUUGUGUUGUUGGAAGUGACGUAACGUCCUAGCAACCACGACGAUUACACCUCAGCUUUGUACAUACAGCAGUCAACAUUUAGACAUACAGAUAAGAUGGCAGAUCAGCAGGCUGCACCUGGCAAUGUCCCAGCUGGUUCAAAAACCUCAGAAUUUUACAGAACAGACAACAUUCCAAACAGAUUUGAAAACCCAGAGUGGUUUCAGGGCUACGGAGGUAAACCCCAGCAUCCUAUGUACAGAACCAGUUCUUCAGAUUACGGAGCUAAGGCCCCCUCUGUUCACACCAUGCCCACAACUUUCCAUGCCCGGUCACAAAAAUUCUCAAUGCACCUAGGAACAUGUGGAAUGUACAAGAAUCACUCCCUCAACACUGCCUUGGAUCAGAGCCGAGUAUGAUGAUCGAUUCUGUUUAUUUACACUAUACCUAAUAGUCUCUUCACAUUGAAAAAAUAAAUAUCAACAUUGGCUGAAUUUUAAACACUUGACAGUGAAAAAGGUUUUUCAAAACGUAUUGAUGGAUUUCAUAUAAAUCAGAGUUUUUGUUGCCUUCAUAUUGUUACAUCACACCUAAUGUGCUUUAAAUCAAUUUUUCACAAGGUUUCAGCUAGGUUACUUUAAAAAAAGAUUAAUUAUAUAUGUGAAGUUGUAGUUAUUGGAAACCUUUGUUUUGUGCACUCAACUAUUUGCUACAUUCAGAAUCUAAAGAAAUCAUUUUAUCAAUCCAUGAGAGAAGUUAACCAAUCAUUUAUUUAAAUUUUACAGUACUGUACAUUAAAUGUGCAUUUAGACAAUAUUUUCAAUGAUUCUUGUAAAAAUUUCAAGGAUCUUGGUUUAAAUAUUCAUUUUUUUGAAUUUGUUAAUAAAUAUAUUACCUGAUACAUUAAA
This is a messenger RNA of Saccostrea cuccullata (small rock oyster), 918 nucleotides long. Its product is annotated as piercer of microtubule wall 1 protein-like. Lineage: Eukaryota; Metazoa; Mollusca; Bivalvia; Ostreida; Ostreidae. The record is from RefSeq and is a predicted model, not a curated record. Gene Ontology annotation, cellular component: axonemal microtubule. The transcript is spliced from 4 exons. The coding region runs from base 127 to 429 and encodes 100 amino acids. Gene Ontology annotation, biological process: axoneme assembly.